CAUACGCACACAUGCAGUGAAAGAGAGAGAGAGAGAGAGAGAGAAAGAAAGCGAGCGAGCGAGCGUGAUCGGCUGGCACUGUAGCCAGCGCUCGGAUGGAAACCAAGGAUCUCCGGGAGCACGCAACUUGGAAAUACACGUCUCCCGCUCCACUCGGAUUUACAGUGUGGUGCUUGCGGCUACUGGAAGUACAUCAGCUCGACGGUGGACUGAGCGCGGAGGAGAAAAGUAGCCGGUGUCUGGGAGCAGCUCAGCCAUUUUGAGUGGCCGCCUGGAGGCUAUUUCUUUUUAAACGCAGUUUUCCCCUCUCAUGGUGAGCGCCAGUCCGUAACGGGGCAGCGCGGCGAGGGGCAGCGUGGCUCCACGGACUGCAAAGAGAGGCGCCUCACUGUCUCGCUCUUCUCAUCAUGGAGUGCUACCUGUUGGAAGUCUACCUGCUGCUCCUGGCACUUGCACUGCUGCAGAGGUCGAGCUGUGCCACCGCGAAGGAGCUCACCUGCCAGGAGAUUACCGUGCCCCUGUGCAAAGGCAUUGGCUACAACUACACCUACAUGCCCAACCAGUUCAACCACGACACGCAGGACGAGGCUGGCUUGGAGGUGCACCAGUUCUGGCCGCUGGUGGAGAUCCAGUGCUCACCGGACUUGAAGUUUUUCUUGUGCAGCAUGUACACUCCGAUCUGCCUGGAGGACUACAAGAAGCCUCUGCCGCCUUGCCGGGGUGUGUGCGAGAGAGCCCGGGCUGGCUGCGCGCCUCUCAUGAGACAAUAUGGUUUCGCCUGGCCCGACAGGAUGAGGUGCGAUCGGCUGCCAGUCCAGGGCACCCCGGACACGCUGUGUAUGGACUACAACAGGACCGAUCUGACCACCGUGUCGCCGGCUUUUCCUAAGCCCACCGCACACCCUGGGAAGCCUGUCAACCCCCACAAGAACAAGAGCGGACACGGGCGCCCUGCUUUAGCAGGGGGGAAGCACCGCGGUCAGCCGUCCCAGUGCGAGCCGGGGUGCCAGUGUCGUGCGCCAAUGGUGCAGGUCACGAGCGAGAGGCACCCGCUGUACAACCGCGUCCGCACGGGUCAGAUCCCGAACUGCGCCAUGCCUUGUCACAACCCGUACUUCAGCCCCGAGGAGAGGACUUUUACCGCCUUCUGGAUCGGGCUCUGGUCGGUCCUCUGCUUUGUCUCCACCUUUGCCACUGUGGCUACCUUUCUAAUUGACAUGGAGAGGUUCAAGUACCCGGAGAGGCCCAUUAUCUUCCUGUCUGCCUGCUACAUGUUCGUCUCGAUGGGCUACAUCGUACGUCUGAUAGCGGGGCACGAGAAGGUGGCGUGCAGUCGCGAGUACGAAGUGGAGCACGUCCACUACGAGACCACCGGUCCGGCUCUUUGCACCGUCGUCUUCCUCCUUGUGUACUUUUUCGGCAUGGCCAGCUCCAUCUGGUGGGUCAUCCUCUCGCUUACCUGGUUCCUGGCUGCUGGAAUGAAAUGGGGCAACGAGGCGAUCGCUAGUUACUCGCAGUAUUUCCACCUGGCCGCCUGGCUCAUUCCUAGCAUUAAAUCGAUCGCCGUCUUAGCUCUCAGCUCAGUCGACGGGGACCCGGUGGCCGGGAUUUGUUACGUGGGAAAUCAGAACUUGGACAAUCUGCGCGGCUUUGUGCUGGCGCCGCUGGUCAUUUACUUGUUUAUUGGGACAAUGUUCCUGUUGGCGGGAUUCGUCUCUCUUUUCCGAAUCAGGAGCGUAAUUAAGCAAGGUGGCACCAAAACGGACAAGCUGGAAAAACUUAUGAUCCGAAUUGGGAUUUUUACAGUGCUCUAUACGGUGCCGGCCACAAUCGUCGUGGCGUGUUACUUCUAUGAACAGCACAACAAACAGAGCUGGGAGGUGACCCAUAACUGUGCCUGCUUAGUUGAGCAGGAGGCAAAAAAGCCAGACUAUGCCGUGUUUAUGCUGAAAUAUUUUAUGUGCCUUUUGGUUGGCAUCACUUCCGGAGUGUGGAUCUGGUCAGGAAAGACACUCGAGUCCUGGAGGGCUUUCUGCACGCGCUGCUGCUGGAGCAGUAAGGGCACAGGAGGCUCCAUGUACAGUGAUGUGAGUACAGGACUGACCUGGAGGUCUGGCACUGCCAGUUCAGUAUCAUACCCAAAACAGAUGCCCCUGUCACAGGUUUGAGCAGCAAGGACUGUUGUUUUUGGUCCUGGACAGACAUGGUGAGGGGAACUGACUGACUGCUGUGCCAACGUCACAGUCCUGAUGGGCUUGGGCUGGAUUGGUUGGGUGUGUUUCAAAAGAAACGAAGGUCAGUUAAUGCAAGUGUCUCAGACCAGAGCUGGCCACUCAGCUUGGUACGCUUUCAAGUGUCACAAGAUUGACUGAGACAGCUCUUUUGGUGUCCUACUUGAGGUUUUGCUUCUGAGCCCAUCCACUAAAAGUGCUCUAUAUAAUAAUAACUUGAAUGAAUGCUAUUAUUAUAUUUAUAAUUAAAGUCCACUGACAGGCUAAUUUGGACUGUCAGCUCCAUAUCCUGACUGGAGUGGCUCACCUGGACUGUCUGCAUGGUGUCCAUGUGCAGUUAACUGCUACUGUCAAUGACGUGGUGCACUUGGAUUGCCUUAUGUGUGCUCCUGCAAGAGGGAAGUGGUAACUUUUGAGGUGUUUUGGAUCUGAUCUGGAUGGUCAGCCCCGUCCUCCACUCACAGUUGAGUUGGACUCCAUCUGAUUGCUUAGAGGGUCCCAUCCAAAAAAGAAGUGGCAGCAUCACAGGUCUAACCGGACAUUCGGUCAGCAAAUUGCCUCCAGCUUGUCUCCUAGUUAUCUCCAAUUAGCAUUUUAAUGGACCCUAUUAGGCAGAAGUAUAAGCUGCUGCCUGAAACAAUGUACCUGAUCUAAAAUGGUUAAAUCUGGUCAAUUUAUAUGCACAGCAGCCGGUGAGGGGACAAUCUGGGAGGAAGGGCCAUUGUGUUGUCUGUCAUCCUGCACCGAGAGGAUUUUUACUGUCUUAAAUCUCAAAUGUCCUUAGCAGGAGGCAUGUUAGGCUUUGUUUUGGAUAAAUUACAUUGCCACAAAGGUGUUUGCUGACUGCAAUCAAAAUGUUAACAAUGGUUAAAAAAAAAGUAAGCCUUAAUUAUUGUCCUGUACCCAAAUGUAAUACGGGUUUUACUGCAAAAAA
This is a messenger RNA of Polypterus senegalus (gray bichir), 3165 nucleotides long. It is a transcript of the gene fzd8a, whose product is annotated as frizzled class receptor 8a. The record is from RefSeq and is a predicted model, not a curated record. Gene Ontology annotation, molecular function: Wnt-protein binding; Wnt receptor activity. Gene Ontology annotation, biological process: non-canonical Wnt signaling pathway; canonical Wnt signaling pathway. Gene Ontology annotation, cellular component: plasma membrane. Lineage: Eukaryota; Metazoa; Chordata; Cladistia; Polypteriformes; Polypteridae. The coding region runs from base 408 to 2168 and encodes 586 amino acids. The transcript has a single exon.